This is a messenger RNA of Naumovozyma castellii, 2268 nucleotides long. RefSeq names its product small subunit rRNA maturation protein UTP4 (gene UTP4). NCBI's taxonomy places the organism in Eukaryota, Fungi, Ascomycota, Saccharomycetes, Saccharomycetales, Saccharomycetaceae. The transcript has a single exon. The coding region runs from base 1 to 2268 and encodes 755 amino acids. The record is from RefSeq and is a predicted model, not a curated record.
AUGACUUCUUUGCAAGAACAACUACUGAUCCAUAGGUCUCGUUUCGCUGACCUGACUCCGGGAAAUAUCACCGCGUUAGCAUUUUCACAUAAAUCUAACAUUAACAAAUUGACACCAUCUGACCUGCGUCUAGCUGUAGGUAGAUCCAAUGGUAGCAUUGAAAUUUGGAACCCACGUAAUGAUUGGGUGCAAGAAUUGGUGAUCCAAGGUGGCGUAGGUAGAUCCAUUGAAGGGUUAGUUUGGUGCAAUGUGCCCGGUGAGCCAUUGAGAUUAUUUUCCAUUGGUGGGUCCACUGUAGUCACCGAGUGGGAUUUGCUUACAGGGUUACCCAUAAAGAAUUAUGAUUGUAAUUCUGGUGUUAUUUGGUCUGUGGCUAUUAACGAACAGAUGGAUAAACUGGCUGUAGGAUGUGAUAAUGGGACUGUUUGUGUUAUCGAUAUUUCUGGUGGACGUGGUGUCCUAGAGCAUGAUUUGAUAUUGACCAGACAAGAGGCACGAGUUCUAACUUUGACUUGGAAUGGGGAUUCAUUUGUCAUUGGAGGUUGUUCUGAUGGGAGGAUUAGAGUUUGGUCUGUUCAAAAAGAUGAUGUCAACAGAGGCAGACUAUUACAUACCAUGAAAGUGGAUAAAGCCAAGAGAGAAUCUACGUUGGUUUGGUCUGUUUUGUAUUUAGCAAAGACCAACCAAAUUGUUUCAGGUGAUUCAACAGGAUCUGUUAAAUUCUGGGAUUUCCAGUACGCUACUUUAACUCAAACAUUUAAAUCCCAUGAAGCAGAUGUCCUUUGUCUCACGACGGAUGCCUCAAAUACACAUGUAUUUAGUGCAGGUGUUGAUAGAAAGAUUUUCCAAUUUACUUCUAAAUUACAAGGAGGGAAUGCAUCCUCACCAAAAUGGGUCAAUUCAUCCAAUCGUUUAUUCCAUGGUAAUGAUGUAAGAGCUAUUUCCUCAUACCAAUCAAAGGGUGCAGAUUUCUUGGUAUCUGGUGGUGUUGAGAAGACCCUUGUCAUUAGUUCCUUAUCCUCAUUUUCAGAUGGUAAUUAUAAGAAAUUCCCUGUGGUUGUACCCUUUAUGAAGAAUAUACUAAUUAAUAAAGAACAAAGAUUAGUUGUUAUGUGGCAUGAAUCAAUUAUUAAAAUUUGGAUUAUUGGAACAGAUGUCGAGUCAGAAAAGAACUACAGAUUAGUUUGUAAACUGACUUUGAAAGAUGAACAAAAUAUUAACACAUGCGCCUUAUCUCCAGAUGGACAAGUGUUGAUUGUUGGAAGACCAUCUACGACGAAAUUAUUCCACUUGCAACCAAUGGGCACAAAAUUAAAAGUAACCAAAUUGGAUAAUGAGUUCUUAUUGAAGACUGGUACCAAAUUUGUUAAAUUUAUAGAUAAUUCCAGAAUUGUAAUGAGUUCGUCAUCCGAUGAUAUUUACACACUAGAUUUGGAAGGAGAAGAUGAUGAGGCUCCAAAAGAAUAUGAAUUAGAGGAUUUGCCAAGUACCAAGAGUAGUAUAAAGAUUCCUUAUAUGAAUAGAAUAAACCAUCUAGACGUAUCACUUACACAUAUUGCGGUUUCUCGUGGAUGUGGUGCUAUUGAUCUCAUCAAUUUGAACACAGGUAAAUCAAAAACUCUUGUACGUUUAAUGAAUUUCAUAACAUCCAUGGCAAUCAAUGUGAAGAGAAAUACGUUGGUGGUAGUCACAGCAGAGAAUAAGAUAUAUGAGUUUAACAUCCCAGAGGAUGAUGAUACUGAGACAGAGCAAGGAGAAGAGGAAUCAUUAUUAACGAGAUGGUCCAAGAAUAAUACUGAAAAUAUGCCUAGAGAAAUUCAACAAUCAAAAGAAAAAUGCUUGGGAAUAUUUUUUGACGAUUCUAAUGAAGAUAAUGUUUGGUUUUGGGGAUCUACAUGGCUCUCCAAAUUCAAUUUUGCCCUUGAUCUUCCUCUUAAUAAGAGAAGGAAGCCUAAGAAGCAUACUCGUGACGGGUUAACUAUCACUGAUGAAAGUAAUUUUAUGAAUGAUGAUGAAGAGGAAGAAGAUGUCGAGAUGGAACUUUCAGAAGAUGUGACAUCUCUACUAGAGUCAGGUCAUAGAAUAAAAGCCAUCGCCGGGGAUAGUAAGGGAAAAGAUGCUCAAAAGGCAUUCUUCUUCACCGAUAAAUACAAGCCAAUUCUUUUUGCCGACUUUGUGGCUAACAAUGAGUUAGUUAUUAUAGAGAGACCUACCUUGAUGGUGGCUAGUCAACAAAAAGCGUUCAAUUUGCCAAAGUUGAGAUUUUAA